CAGAUUUUCGGUCGGGAAGGGACUCAGCGUUCGAUUGUGAUGUGAUUGCUCUGCGAGCAGAGAAAUCCCGGAUUCAGUACGCAGCCUGCGUCGUGAGCUCGCUGUGAUACUGAUUACAGAUUCUGGAUUGCUUCUGUGUCUUCGGGCAGCCUCGAUGAUGAUGACGACGUGCUCGCCGGGAAGCCUGUGCUCUGUCGCGGAGAUGUUGAGAGCGCCUGAGUGUGUUGUUUCUCGGUCGAGGACUGAACCGAGGAAGCUGAGAAUGGGUACGAAGGUGGUCCAUAAUAUUUGCACCUCAAGAAGUUCCCACGUAUGGAGGUGUACCUCUUGCUCGAACUUCGAAGACAUUGAUCUCCAUUCACGUGGUGGAGGGAAUCAUCAGCAAUUGAAUCACUUGGCAGUUGAAAGGCAGGUUGCAGAGUCUAGAGAUUCAAGUGGAACGACCGUCAAUAGACGUUUCUUCUGUAUGGUGCCUGUUUUCGCAACAGCAUUGCACGAAUAUCCUGCUUCAGCUUCCGUUCUUCUUGCCCAAACUGCCCCUUACUCCAACAUGCUCCUUCGAAGCCUGGGUAUCGGAGAUCCCGACAUCUACUAUCCAGCGUUUUUCGAAGGAACGUGGAAUUGCUACUCAACUUUAAUACAGGUCACUACACCCCAGGGUGAGGACAAAGCAGAUCGAAGAAGUGUAGAGUUUUCUCGAAAGCAGCUGGGUUAUGCGGUUCCUUAUCAGGUUCGGUUUACACCAUUUGAAGGACGAGUAAUAUGUGACCGACUCUUUACCACCACGUCACUGGUGGAAGCAACAGUUGGCAAGAACGUGAUUGAAGAGGGUCAGUGGAGUCCCCAGCAACCUAACCGGUUAGUUCUUCUUCUGAAAGGAGGAACAAAGGUCGAAAACCUCGUAACAAAGAGGUCAGCAGAAUAUUUCCAAGUGGAUCAGUUUGACACCUCAGAAUUUUCUAAACAGGUGUUUGACAAUAGUGCGAUCAAAGAUGGACCACCUACCGUUAAGGCCAGUCUAAAUUUGACAAGAUACCAUUGGGAUACCGCAGCACCCGUUGUCACGAAAAUGGAGGCGAUUCAAAAAGUGUCCAUAUUUGCCGUUCCGAUGGAAGGAAUGGAAAUGUUCAACACAACAACGCCGGUUACUGUUUAUAAGUACCGCAUCGAGUUUGAAAGGAUAUGAGAAUCUUUCAAAUGAAGACAGUCUUUGAUUUUAGAAUGACCUGGUGGCAAAAGGAAAAUGUCCUCCAUUGUCGGGAAUUUCUACAUGAACAGGCGUUUCGACUGUAUAUGUAGAAAUAACAAAUAAUAAAUACUGGAGAAUCGAGUGCUUGAAGAGGCGGUUAGCAGAUUCCGUACCACCAGCAUUGUUUCAGGGCUUGUACUGUAGGUUUGUAACGUAAUGGUUAUACCUGUUUUGAAUAAAAUCAAAACCACUCGAGAUGAUACCCGA
Messenger RNA from Marchantia polymorpha subsp. ruderalis, 1456 nucleotides. NCBI's taxonomy places the organism in Eukaryota, Viridiplantae, Streptophyta, Marchantiopsida, Marchantiales, Marchantiaceae. The record is from the annotation of a GenBank genome assembly.